AUGAAGAGCUUUGUUCUCCAGGCGGUCCUCGCCGGCGCGGCCCUCGCUGCUCCGAACCGCGGCCCCUUCGCCGGCGCCGCCGUCCUCGAGCGCGCCGCUGGCGACUGUAAGUGCUUCCCCGGCGACGCCUGCUGGCCCGCCACCGCGCAGUGGAAUGCCCUCAACACCACCGUCGGCGGCAACCUCAUCGCCACCGUGCCCCUGGGCUCGCCUUGCCACGACCCGACCUACGAUGCGGCCGUCUGUGCCUCGCUGCAGAGCCAGUGGCAGGACUCCGAGAUCCACAUGGAGUCCUCCUCCUCCAUCAUGGCCCCCUUCUUCGCCAACCAGAGUUGCGACCCCUUCCAGCCGCAGUCCCGUCCCUGCCUGCUGGGCAACUACGUCGUUUACGCUGUUGACGCCAAGACCCCGGAGCACAUCCAGGCCACCAUCGCCUUCGCGCGCGAGCACAACAUCCGCUUCGUCGUCCGCAACACCGGCCACGACUACCUCGGCCGCUCCACCGGCGCCGGCGCCCUCUCCGUCUGGACGCACCACAUGAACAGCGCCGAGGUCGUCGACUGGAACUCCGCCGCGUACCAGGGCAAGGCCAUGAAGGUCGGCGCCGGCGCCCAGGGCUUCCACGUCAUGGAGGCCGCCCACGCCGCCGGCCUCGCCGUCGUCGGCGGCGAGUGCCCGACCGUCGGCAUCGCCGGGGGCUACACCCAGGGCGGCGGCCACAGCGCCCUCUCGACCAGCUUCGGUCUCAGCGCCGACAACGUCCUCGAGUGGGAGGUCAUCACGGCCAACGGCACGUUCCUGACCGCCUCCAAGACGGAGAACGCCGACCUGUUCUGGGCCCUGUCCGGCGGCGGCCCCGGCAACUGGGGCGUCGUCACCUCCCUGACCGUCAAGGCCCACGCCGAUGCCAAGGUCGGUGGCGCCACCCUCGUCAUCAUGGCCGCCGACAACGACAACGCGGCCUUCUUCGAGGCCAUCGACGCCUUCCACGAGGAGCUCGCUGCCAUGGUCGACGGGGGCUCCAUGGUCGUCUACUACUUCGCCGCCGCCUUCUUCCAGAUCGCGCCCCUCAACGCCUUCAACAAGACGGCCGACGAGGUCCGCACCCUGCUCGCCCCCUUCGUCGCCCGCCUCGACGGCCUCGGCAUCAAGUACACCGUCGCCUACUCCGAGUUCGACAGCUACUACGGCCACUACGACCAGUACUUCGGCCCCCUGCCCAUCGGCAACAUCCAGGUCGGCAUCGCCCAGUACGGCGGCCGCCUCAUCCCGCGCGCCGACAUCACCAGCAUCGGCUCCUUCUCGCGCAGCCUCGCCGCCAAGGGCGCCACCUUCAUCGGCGUCGGCACCGACGUCGGCCGCUUCGGCAACAAGGACUCCAACUCGGUCACGCCCGCCUGGCGCAGCGCCCUCGUCCACGCGACGCUGACCACCGUCUGGGACUUCGAGGCCCCCUGGGAGGACAUGCUCGCCAACCAGGACCUCAUGACCAACGUCCUCAUGAAGGAGAUCGAGGCCCUGACGCCCACGGGCGGCGCCUACAUGAACGAGGCCGACUUCCAGCAGCCCAACUUCCAGAAGGAGUUCUUCGGGAGCAACUACAACGCCCUGCUGUGCCUCAAGCAGAAGUGGGACCCCGAGGGCUUCUUCUACGUCCGCAACGCCGUCGGCAGCGAGUCGUGGGGCGUCGCCAACGACGGGAGGAUGUGCCGCGUUUAG
Colletotrichum higginsianum IMI 349063 is the source of this 1719-nucleotide messenger RNA. RefSeq names its product FAD binding domain-containing protein. Gene Ontology annotation, molecular function: FAD binding; oxidoreductase activity. The transcript is spliced from 2 exons. The record is from RefSeq and is a predicted model, not a curated record. The coding region runs from base 1 to 1719 and encodes 572 amino acids. Lineage: Eukaryota; Fungi; Ascomycota; Sordariomycetes; Glomerellales; Glomerellaceae.